Amphimedon queenslandica is the source of this 785-nucleotide messenger RNA. RefSeq names its product NADH-quinone oxidoreductase subunit B-like. Gene Ontology annotation, cellular component: respiratory chain complex I. NCBI's taxonomy places the organism in Eukaryota, Metazoa, Porifera, Demospongiae, Haplosclerida, Niphatidae. The record is from RefSeq and is a predicted model, not a curated record. Gene Ontology annotation, biological process: mitochondrial respiratory chain complex I assembly; electron transport coupled proton transport; aerobic respiration. Gene Ontology annotation, molecular function: quinone binding; 4 iron, 4 sulfur cluster binding; NADH dehydrogenase (ubiquinone) activity. The transcript has 6 exons. Bases 40 to 657 code for a protein of 205 amino acids.
GGGCGUGGUUAGGGUGUGGCUUACUGAUUUACAAACAAAAUGGCUGCCAGGUCGUUGUGGCGAUUACGAUGUACGUCCCUUGCUUCUCCUUCUCUUUUCAGACCAGCAGCAACCAGUAUGGUUGUGUACCAGUCACGUGAUGCCAGUACUGAUGGUUCUUCAGUUGCUAAGAGGAGUCGGUUUGACAAUGCAGCUGAAUACGCAUUCAUGAAACUGGACGACAUAGUGAACUGGGCCAGAGCGGGUUCUCUGUGGCCGAUGACGUUUGGUCUUGCUUGUUGUGCAGUUGAGAUGAUGCACGUGGCUUGUGCUCGCUAUGAUCUGGACAGAUUCGGUGUCGUGUUUAGGGCAAGCCCUCGUCAGUCAGAUGUGAUGAUAGUCGCUGGCACUCUCACCAACAAAAUGGCUCCUGCUUUAAGAAAGGUUUAUGAUCAGAUGCCCGAGCCUAGAUGGGUCAUAUCAAUGGGAAGCUGUGCUAAUGGUGGUGGUUAUUAUCAUUAUUCCUAUGCCGUGGUGAGAGGGUGUGACAGGAUCGUUCCAGUUGAUAUCUAUGUCCCUGGCUGUCCACCCACGGCUGAGGCCUUGCUGUAUGGGGUACUCCAACUACAGAAGAAGAUAAAGAGGACCAGAGCUAUGUCUAUGUGGUACAGGAAAUGAAAGAAAGAACACUUCAUAAUAUAUACACUCUCUCUCUCAGUAUAAUAUUAAUGAUUGUUGAUUGGUGCAGUUUCAUAGCUAUAUAUAGUCAUUGUGUAUUGUUGUAUAAUUGUAAUUAAUUUAAUACA